This is a messenger RNA of Annulohypoxylon maeteangense, 1792 nucleotides long. Its product is annotated as general substrate transporter. The record is from RefSeq and is a predicted model, not a curated record. Gene Ontology annotation, cellular component: membrane. Lineage: Eukaryota; Fungi; Ascomycota; Sordariomycetes; Xylariales; Hypoxylaceae. The transcript is spliced from 8 exons. The coding region runs from base 1 to 1536 and encodes 511 amino acids. Gene Ontology annotation, molecular function: carbohydrate:proton symporter activity. Gene Ontology annotation, biological process: carbohydrate transport; transmembrane transport.
AUGGUUUGCUUGCCAUUACCAAGCGGGAAGUGGCAGCUCGUCUGCUUGACUUUGGUCAACUCUGUCUCAAUGGCGCACUUUGGCUACGACCAGGGAAUCUUUGCCGGUGCCCUCAUAUCGACUGAUUUCCUCGAGAUAUUCCCAGAGACCAAGGAUCCAGGUAUCUCGGGCAUUACGUCCAGCUGUUUCUCUCUCGGUGCUUUCUUCGGCUGUCUUGCAUCAUUCUCACUUGGGGAUAGACUGGGGCGGAAGCAAUCUAUCUACAUUGGACUCGCUGUCAAUGUCGUUGGCAUUAUCCUACAGAUUACAGCUUACCAUUUGCCUCAUAUGAUUGUUGGCCGGCUCAUUAACGGGUUUGGUAUGGGUAUUACGUCUUCGGUUUGCCCUGUAUUCAUGGCGGAGGUCUCUCCAUCUCAGAUUAGGGGAAAGCUUGUUGUGCUAGGCUCACUCUGCAACACGGUUGGAUUUUGCUUAGCGAAUUGGAUGAGCUAUGCCCUAUUCGACACCAACGGACCAUUUCAGUGGCGGUUUCCUUUAGCCUUCCAGCUGGUAUUUUCGGUCAUUGUACUGGUAUUUCUAUCAUUCACUGUCGAUUCACCACGAUGGCUCUUGCUACGAGGACGUUUCGAAGAAGGUCGAGUGACACUCGCUAGACUACGAGGAACGAUGCAGGAUCUCGAUGACCAAAACUUGAACGACGAUAUCAAAUCGAUCCAACAGGCACUCGAGCAGGAGAAAAUAGCUCGUGUAUCUCCGGUAGACGCUAUACUCUGUAGAGAUCCCCUGCACACCAUUCGCCGGCUAUUACUCAGCUGCGGGACUCAAUUUAUGCAACAAUUCAGUGGCGUGAAUGCAUUAGGAUAUUACUUUCCUACAGUUUUGAUCGAGUCGGUCGGGGUGUCUAGCUCGUAUGCAAGGUUACUGGCCGCAGUGAAUGCCAGCCUCUACUUGGGAGCGGCUUUUGUAUGUCUGAUCCUAAUCGACAUAGCGGGAAGACGCAAGCUGAUGAUGUACGGCUCUAUUGCGAUGGGAUCUUGUUACCUUGUUGCCGCAACCACACUGAGAGAAGCAAAGCUUCAUCCGGAACAAAAGACAGCUUUUGGCAAAGUCACGGUUGCCAUGUUCUUCCUUUACUAUUUCUGCUACGGCACAAGCUUCGCUAAAGUCCCUUGGGUUUACAAUUCCGAGAUUAAUAGCUUUGGUUGGCGUACUAGAGGAGCCGCUGCCGCUACUGCAACGAACUGGAUGAGCGGAUUUAUCAUAGUUCAGUUCACAAAGACUGGAGUAGACAACCUCAGAUGGGGAUUCUACCUUCUUUUUGCAGGAUUCUGCUGGUCUUUUUUACCGGUUGUCUUCUUAUUCUACCCCGAAACCUCACGCCGAACCCUCGAAGAUAUGGACGAAAUGUUUAAACAUCACAAUAACCUAUUAGUCUUCAGGGACAAGAUCCUUACACAACAAAGCCGCCCACAAGCCUUCAUCGAUGCCGAGCAGGAGCGUAUCGCCGAGCCAUCUACACUUGUACAAGAGUCUUAGAGCAUCUACGACAUAGGAUUCAAUCGACAUCUACACAUGCCUACCGAGAUAUAGAUAGAACAAGAUGUUAUCGAGACACUCCUAUCUAGUGUCAUUCCUCCUCUCCGUGAUCUGCUUGUCGAAGUAUUACGCCCAAGGCUAUCGCUGCCUUAUCACUACCUGUAGAGGAUAGCCAGAGCCUCGUAGACAAGGAAUAGUGUUCAUGUUCGAUGGAAGCUAUGCUAUAAACUAGCCGUAUAUCCACAUUGCUAAGCUA